Glycine soja is the source of this 3571-nucleotide messenger RNA. RefSeq names its product protein PHOSPHATE STARVATION RESPONSE 1-like. The transcript is spliced from 8 exons. NCBI's taxonomy places the organism in Eukaryota, Viridiplantae, Streptophyta, Magnoliopsida, Fabales, Fabaceae. Gene Ontology annotation, molecular function: DNA-binding transcription factor activity; DNA binding. The record is from RefSeq and is a predicted model, not a curated record. Bases 1620 to 3074 code for a protein of 484 amino acids.
AAAUAUUCGAAAAUUGCAUGCAGGUGCGGCAAGUGAAGAGAGUCCACGCCAGGGUAUCGACAUUGUUGAGCACGCGAGUGGGUGGCGCGUGGGAGAGGUUUGCGCAUAGCAAAGCAAUAACACAGUGCGACGACAUAGCGCACUUGUUUCGUUGAUCACCGUUCUUCACCUGCCGGUGACGGAAUUCAAAACACCCGCCUCUCUCUCUCUCUCUCUCUCUCUCUCUCUCUCUCUUUCUGUCACCAGAAUCUGUUCCAUUCAUCUUCUCUGGUUUCGAUUCCAAUUCGCUGGGGGAAAGAAUUCGAUACAGCGUUUUCGUAAUUGUGUAGUGGAAUUUCGGGGGUAUCUGGUCUCUUUGUAUUGCUUCGUUUUCACGUUUUUUUUAUUUGUUGCGUUACUUUACUCCAUAUCGUAUCGCGUUGCAUUUCCCUAACUCCUCUUCCCUCCGAUGCUUGCUACGCUGGUUUUGCUACCAACUCUGUUUCUCUUUCUCACUCUUUUUUUAAAAAAAAAAUUCAGUUUGUUGUUUAUUCAAUCAAUUUUGAUCCGUGCAAUAUCGUUUGUGAUGUGGUAUCAAUUUGCAUGCCUAUUCCUGUGACUAUGACUAUGACUAUGAAUUGCUUUCAUCUUUUCUUUAUGUGUUUUCAUCAUCGGUUUAUGCGUUCCUUUUUUAUGUGUGUGUGCGUGAGAGAGAGAGAGAGAGAGAGAGAGCGCUAUAUUCAAUUAGCACCCUUAUCUUUACAAAUAGGUGAAUUCACGAGUGUUAGAAUGAAAGAUGAUUAUGAAUAUGAGGAAGCUAUGCUCAUGCUCUGUACUUCAGUUUAGCUUAUGAUAAAACUUGUUAAUUUGUUAGUUUUUGUUAGUGGGAACGAUUGAAUCCGUGACCUUUUUGUCCUUUCUUUCUUUCUUAACCAUCCAACCAACCCUAUAUAUCUCGAGAGUCAUGGUCAUAGGUAUGUUGCAAAAAUGAAAAAUCAGGGCUGAUAAUUUCACUCUGUAUCUGAGGUUUAUUGGACUGCCAUGUGUCAUUUGUAGAGUAGGUAUUGUGUAAUUUGAGAGUAAGUUAACAAUCCUAUGGUUGUAUAAUGAUCACAAGAGGUGGUUCCUCGUUGCGAGUUUAUCUUCUGGUACUUCAGAGCUUGAAACCUCUUCACAGUUUCAUUUUCAUUUCUCUAACUGGACUGAACAACAUAGGGUAAGGUAGAUGAUAACUUUAACUUGAUUAUCAGUUUCUUUUACUGCAAAUGAAAAUAAAUACCUGACUAACUUAUCGAUCAAACAAGUCUGGUUUUGAAUAGGGGAGAGAGAGAGAGAGAGAAAGUGGUUGUGACUUCAUUCUGGACCUAAAUCACUGUGAACUAGAAUCAUUAUCAGCCAUUGAAUUGUUGAAUAUCUAUCUUACAUUGAAACUCAGGUUUGUGAUCAAGUGCAAUGAUGAUUUACAUUUAGUAUGUUUCUGUUUUUGUUUUCAGGAUUCAGCAUGCUUUUUAUCUAGUCUGUCUUUGAUGAUGAAGUUUUAUAAUCUUCAGAAGUUCUUAAUAGUGAGUUGCUUUCUUUUUUGACUAACUUUUUAUAUUACAGACUAGAGUAUUUUUUUCCUUUCACAGAUCUGAAGAUUGAUGACAAAUAGUCUGGUUUGGGUACCAGUAACAAAAAUCAAGGAAAUAAUGGAAGCACAUCCUACUUUCUCCAUUGAAAGAUCAAAGCAACUCAAUAACAUGGGGAUGUCUGGAGCACUUUCUUCAUCCUUGUCAAUCCUUCCAAUACCCCCAGAAGAGAUGUUUCCCAAGCUGCCUCAAUCACAAUUGGAUUUUGUAGAACAAGAGCUUAUGACAAGACCUUUUACUCAUUCAAGUUAUUUAAAUUCCGGUGGAGUAGUUGGGCAUAUUUUUUCGUCUUCCCCUGGAUAUUCAACUGAUCUUCAUCACUCAUCUCUUUCACCUGAUGAAAAACACUCUACUAAUGCUCAUUUGAUUUCACAAUCAUCAACUAACAUCACCCAAUUUCCAUUAUCAUAUUCUUCAAAUACUGGACCACCAACUUCAGCAACACCAAGCCAUUAUUCCAAAGAAAGCAGUGUUUCCUGGCAUACAGAUUCCCUGCCAAGCUUUCUGGAUUUUCCUGAAAAUGGCUCUAUUGAUAAUAAUCGGGUAGAAAGUAGUGCCUGCCCUAUAAUGGCAUCUGAGGAGUAUUCUAAGCAAAAUGAUUGGCAGGAGUGGGCUGAGAGGCUAAUCAGCGAUGAUGACACUUUGACUACUAAUUGGAAUGACCUUCUUGCUGACAACAUUCAAGAUCUUGAGCCAAAGAUUCCAGGACAUCAAUCCCAAGGUCAUCAACAACUUCCUGCUUCAUAUGGAGAGAAUUGCAUUGGUGCUGCCCUCUCUUCCUCAGCAAAUUUUGCUCCUGCUAAGUCACGAAUGCGUUGGACACCAGAACUUCAUGAGGCGUUUGUGGAGGCUGUCAACCAACUUGGGGGGAGUGAAAAAGCUACUCCAAAGGGCGUGCUGAAGCUCAUGAAAGUUGAAGGAUUAACUAUAUAUCAUGUUAAAAGCCAUUUGCAGAAAUACAGGACAGCUAGAUAUAGACCGGAGUCAUCUGAAGGAGUUAUGGAGAAAAAAACAAGUUCCGUUGAAGAGAUGGCAUCUCUAGAUUUGAGAACUGGUAUUGAGAUCACUGAAGCUCUACGACUACAAAUGGAGGUUCAGAAGCGGUUGCAUGAACAGCUUGAGAUUCAAAGAAAUCUACAGUUGCGAAUAGAAGAACAAGGAAGGUACCUCCAGAUGAUGUUUGAGAAGCAAUGUAAACCUGGAAAUGAAACGUUCAAGGCACCAUCAUCUAUCAUUGAGACUCCAUCUGGGGGGUCUUCAAAUGCUACGAAAGAUUCCCUUGCCAAAAAUGAAAUGGAAGCAUCACAAGUGAACCAUGGCAGGUCAGGACCUGAUCAGGUUAAGGGCAGUACGACAUUUGAGGAAGGCUCAUUGGAAAAGUGCGGGAAGCCUGAUUCUCCCAAAACUGAACAUGCUAUUGCUAGUGAAGAUAGUGCUCAAGCCCCGAAGCGUCAAAGAACUGAGUAAGCCAUAUGAAUCUGCUGAAUCACAGUAUCAACAGUGAUACUACAAGACAAUACUGAACCAUGAAAGAUUUCAUUUAAGAAAGAUUAGGCUGAAUGAUUGGUCGAGAUCCUAACUUAUGAGUUCCUCCUCUCCAAUUGUGGUCAAUGAGUACAAUGUACAUUUAGCAAAAAGGUGGUCGCCUCAGUUACUUGAAAGGCUGAUGUUAGUUUUGCCGUUAGAAAUCCUCCUUGGUAGAGAGUUUGUAAAUAUCAGUAUCACUGUAAGCCAUUACUAAACUUGUGCACACUAUCUAUCCUUAGAAUGCGGAACCCCCUUCCUGAGCUCUAUACUUUAUGCCCCAGAAAAAGAAAAUAAAAAACAAUGAGUCAAGUCAACGAGCUUGUAGCUCAACUUGAUGAUAUCCGAGGUUCAAUAGGGCACUUUCUUUUUUCUCUAUUUCCUUGCACCACUAAUGUGAAAGAGUAGAUAAUAAAAGUGACGAGUCUAAAGUUUUGAUC